AGCUCUGUAAUUGUGCUUCUGUGGGUGACGGGGGGAACUGGAGGAGCAGGGUGUGUUGCGGGGCAAAGUGGGUAGAAGCAAGAUCCUAUCGGGCACCAGCCCCACCCAGCUACCCCAGGGCACCAGGGUAAAGUCAACGCUGCUCACCGGGAGGCUAGUGGACUAAGCCCCGGGGACCAGCACCAUGCCUAUGACACUGGGCUACUGGGACAUCCGUGGGCUGGCUCACGCUAUUCGCCUACUUCUGGAGUACACAGACACAAGCUAUGAGGAGAAGAGAUACACCAUGGGCGACGCUCCCGACUAUGACAGAAGCCAGUGGCUGAGUGAGAAAUUCAAGCUGGGCCUGGACUUUCCCAAUCUGCCCUACUUAAUUGAUGGGUCACACAAGAUCACCCAGAGCAACGCCAUCUUGCGCUACCUUGCCCGCAAGCACAACCUGUGUGGGGAGACAGAGGAGGAGAGGAUCCGUGUGGACAUUUUGGAGAACCAGGCUAUGGAUGUCUCCAAUCAGCUGGCCAGAGUCUGUUACAGCCCAGACUUUGAGAAACUGAAGGCAGAGUACCUGGAGCAGCUUCCUGGAAUGAUGAAGCUCUUCUCACAGUUCCUGGGGAAGCAGACAUGGUUUGUUGGUGAAAAGAUUACUUUUGUAGAUUUUCUUGCUUACGAUAUCCUGGACCUGCAUCUUAUAUUUGAACCCAAGUGCCUGGACGCGUUCCCAAACCUGAAGGACUUCGUGGCCCGCUUUGAGGGCCUGAAGAAGAUCUCUGCCUACAUGAAGACCAGCCGCUUCCUGAGAACACCUCUGUAUACAAGGGUGGCCACAUGGGGCAAUAAGUAGGGCCUUGACAGGGCAGGAGGGGCGGUGAGGAACCUGGGAUCCAGGAAUCGUUGAACUUCCGACAGCCCUGAUACUCUUUUUCUUUCCGCCCCCUUUCUGCCCCCAGGGUGUCAUGGCUCCUCUUUUUUUUCACCCAAUCCCUGCCCUUUCAUGCCCUUUAAAGCCGAGGCUCCUCGUUUUCCUUCAGCAAAGUGCCUUUCUAGCAUGACUGUGCCCUGCCCCCAUUUGACAGUCUUGCCUGCCAGUUGCUGUGCUGUUGUGAAAAAUUGGGACUCUGCCUCAGAGCUCAGCCCAGGGCUCCCCAGUCUUGCUAGGAGACUAGAGAUGGCUGCCGUGUGACGCCCCUGCCCAACUCUGUUGGGUCCCUGCUGUAAAGAAGGCCUGAACCACACUGGCUCUGGCAGCUGCACUGCCAGCUUUUACUGCUGCCUCCAUGGACUACCCAGCAUGACCCUGAGUUAUCAGGGAUUCUGCUUGAUAGGCAGGGGUUAGGACGUCUUGGCCCCAACUGAUAGCCUCACAGCAGGCAGUCGCAGGAGGCUCUGUGGAGUUCAAAGGGAGCUUGGAUCUCCUUUAAGCUAGCAUUACUUAGGUUUGUCAUGCAGGUCUUAGGGGUGAGGAUCCAAGCUGGUGGGAGUCCCCAGCAGCAAGCCAAGAUCCUCUCUGCCUCACAGUGGUAUGGCUGUGUUAUAUCUAUAUGUCUCCAAGAUCUGUCUAUUGGGUCUCUGAUGCCUUCAGAGUAUCCUGUCUUAGUCACAGAGGAUAGGGACUGUCUUGGUUAAUCCCUUCCCUCUGUGAGCCCCUGUGAAAUAAAUGCCAUCAUGUUUUCGUGA
Messenger RNA from Meriones unguiculatus (Mongolian gerbil), 1674 nucleotides. RefSeq names its product glutathione S-transferase mu 4 (gene Gstm4). Gene Ontology annotation, molecular function: glutathione transferase activity. The transcript is spliced from 8 exons. Lineage: Eukaryota; Metazoa; Chordata; Mammalia; Rodentia; Muridae. Gene Ontology annotation, biological process: glutathione metabolic process. The record is from RefSeq and is a predicted model, not a curated record. Bases 185 to 841 code for a protein of 218 amino acids.